AAUAAGAAGAAGAAGAAGAAGUUAAACCUCCUCCCUGCGCCAGUUGCCAGACACACUCAGACAGAGGGACAACAUGGACCCGAACACGACGAUUCUGCGAGUAAAGAGAAAAAGGGGCACCGACCCCGCAGAUGCGUUAUUGCUGGCGUGCAAGCGCAUCCGGCCGGAGACGUCCCAGAGCUCAGGUGAAGUGGUGCCGGAGCCGAAUGAAGCUGAGGUGGAAAACUCUGUCUUCAAACUCGUGGCGACCGUAGCGACACAGGAUGCUCCCGUUCAGACCCAGGUGCGACAGGCGCUGGCCCGGCCUCGCAUGGCCCACGCGCUGCGCCCCUCCGCUGCCAGCUCGCAGCGGAUAGCGGGGGACCUGCGCAGCGCCAAGUGGAGCACCCGGAGGGAGGAACGCUACAGAAUACUGUCCAGCCACCGGUCAGGCCUGUCGAGCCCCGCCGAGCAGCCGACCCCGGGGACGGAAGCUUCGGAGAGUGCGAGGGAAACCGAGGACGAGCCAGACAAAUGUUUGGUUCUGGGUGCGAUCCAGGUGGUCGAUCUCCUGCACGAGGACGUAGAGGACAAGGACAAGUCGUCUGGCAAGGCGCUGUCCUCGGACCCGGAAAUGAUCCUGUGUAACAGCACCAAGAUGCUGCGGGAGCGCCUGAGAAUAAGCGGAGAGGGGUUGGAUAUGGAGCACCCUGACAACGGCAACGACUACGUCUACGACCUUUACUAUCAGGAGACUGUCACGCCAGGCUGGAUCCAGGACAUCCUGUCAGUCAGGGCCUACGGCGACGAGGGAGAACUGGUGCCUGACCUUGUGGUUCAUGAAGAGGAGGUUUAUGAGGACGAGGAUGAUGAAAACGAGGAAGGCAACUGGAGGAAUGACUACCCUGAUGAGAGUGAUGGGGACAGCGACCGAGAGGAGCGCUACGGCGGUUACUGCGAGGAGGAGCACUCGUACAGCCAGAGGAGCUGGGGUCGCUACCAGAGGGAGGUGCUGCAAGAGCUGGGCCGCUGUGGUGAAGACGACAAGGAGGAGGAGGAGGAGGAGGACGGAGACAAAUAUAAUUCCGAUUGAUCCGUCCGUUUCACCCGCAUCUGUCAGUGGACCCCCUACACACACACACACACACACACACACACACACAUAUAUAUAUAUAUAUAUAUAUAUAUAUAUAUAUAUAUAUAUAUAUAUAUAUAUAUAUAUAUAUAUAUAUAUAUAUAUAUAUGGCCUCUGUGUGGGCGAGCAUGGAGUGAAAACAGCAACUUUAAAAUAAAUCCUCUCUCAAAGUGUUGCAUUAGAUUUAAGGAAGGCUGCAAGAUGAAUUGACCGAGGGCAUCCUUUAUUUCAAGGAAUGGUACCUUUUUAAAAAAAAAUUUCACCAGGAAACCAAGAAUUCAAUCACAAUUUUGUGGGCGAAGCAUUUCUUUGAGCCAACACUAAAAACAAAACACAAUUUAGUAUCAAAGCUUGGUUCACCAGAUUGCAUACACACCAUAAAUCUGAAAAUCCUUUUUAAUGGUGAAGUCCCUCCCACACAGAUGGUGAAAGAGUAGCUGUUAUUUCCGAAAGGAUCCAGAGUGUCUUUUUUUUUUUUUUUUUUUUUUAUUGUGGUGGAGUGAAUUUGUGUGUGGGUGUUUGUUCAAUGUGGACGUUUAAAAUUUUUUUUUGCACAUUAGCGUGAUAUGCCUUGUAUGCUUUGUGCUGUUAACACUUUCGUCAGUGAGACGUCUCGGACUGCGCGUGGUUGCAAUUUAGGCUGCAUUUUGUGCAUGGUAGUGUGUGCGUGCGUGUGUUUUAGAUUUUUGGCACAAUGUGAAAGUGACUCAUUGUUUUUGUUAUGGGUCUGUGUGAGUUUGGUCCCCCACUCCCCCCUUUGAAAUUCUUGGAUGCUUGUUGAAUUAAACUUUUUGUAAAUAUGUAGAUGUGUAUAAAAAGAAAGCUUUCAAAAUAAACUUUAAACAUGUC
Molecule: messenger RNA, 1963 nt
Organism: Cyclopterus lumpus (lumpfish)
Lineage: Eukaryota; Metazoa; Chordata; Actinopteri; Perciformes; Cyclopteridae
Gene: slc7a6os
Product: solute carrier family 7 member 6 opposite strand
Exons: 5
Coding region: 74-1072 (332 amino acids)
Biological process (GO): developmental process
Source: RefSeq, a predicted model, not a curated record